Sorghum bicolor (sorghum) is the source of this 2178-nucleotide messenger RNA. RefSeq names its product protein ABC transporter 1, mitochondrial. Bases 86 to 1945 code for a protein of 619 amino acids. NCBI's taxonomy places the organism in Eukaryota, Viridiplantae, Streptophyta, Magnoliopsida, Poales, Poaceae. Gene Ontology annotation, molecular function: kinase activity. The record is from RefSeq and is a predicted model, not a curated record. The transcript has 8 exons. Gene Ontology annotation, biological process: ubiquinone biosynthetic process.
UGGAGUCUCACCGCGCCUGCCGCCUCCCCCUCCACGCAGCUCCGCUCUCUUCCUGGUCCAGGGGCCUUCCACGCCUUCCCUUCCCAUGGCGUCCAGGGAUCUCCGGCGCCUGCUCGACGGCGUCGCCCUCGUCGCGCGCGAGGCCACGCGGGGCACCUCCCCGCGCGACGUCCUCAGGUCCGCGCUCCUUGCCGCCACCGACCUCGCCGGCCUCACCAGAGGCACCCCGCGCCGCCCGCCGCCCCCUCCAGGCGCGGGGCCGCUGCCCGCCACCGAAUCCUCCCGCCCCUCCUCCGUCGUGUACUUCUCCCACGACGACGCCACGACAACGCCGCAAGAUCAUGCACUGGAGCGCCCCCCGCCCCCGCCCCCGCCCCUGCCCCUGCCGGCGCAAGAUGCCCCGCACCCCGCGCGGACGCAGGAGACCCUCGGAACUGGUACGACCGCCGCCGUCUCAGCUGAACCUGCUGCCGUCGCGGCGGACAGGCCCGAACCCGCGGCCCCUCCUUCUGAGCCCUCGCCUUUGCCCCAACAGGCGCCCCCUUUGCCCUCAGCGGCGCCUGGGGAGAAGAGGCGGCGGCUGCGGGAACGGAAGGUUCCAACCACGCCCUUCACUAGAGCACUCGGGUUUGCAGGACUGGGCGCCGGGCUAGCGUGGGGCACUCUUCAGGAGUCGGCACGCCGGGUCAUGUAUGGCACCCCGGUGGGCACAGAGGGCAAGCAGUCAGCGCUCUCCCCAUUCUUGUCUGAUCAGAAUGCCGAGCGUGUUGCACUUGCGCUCUGCAGGAUGCGGGGAGCAGCGCUCAAGGUGGGGCAGAUGCUGAGCAUCCAGGAUGAAUCCCUUGUACCUCCACCGGUGUUGGCAGCUCUUGAUAUUGUUCGUCAAGGUGCUGAUGUUAUGCCAAGGAAGCAGCUAAAUUCAGUCCUUGAUGCCGAGCUAGGUCCUGACUGGUCCUCCAAGUUGAGGAGUUUCGACUAUGAACCGCUAGCUGCAGCUAGCAUAGGGCAGGUCCAUCGAGCGGUUUUGAAGGAUGGAUCAGAUGUUGUCAUGAAAAUACAAUACCCUGGGGUUGCAGAUAGUAUAGAAAGUGAUAUUGAGAAUGUCAGGCUACUUCUAACUUACACAAAUCUCAUUCCUAAAGGUCUUUUUCUUGAUAGAGCUAUGAAGGUGGCAAAGCAGGAGCUGGCAAGGGAGUGUGAUUAUGUGCUAGAAGCAAGUAACCAGAAGCGUUACAAAGAAUUGUUAUGUGAUAGUGAUGGCUAUUAUGUCCCAAAGGUCAUUGAUCAAUUGUCUAGCAAAAAAGUGCUGACCUCAGAGUUUGUUCCAGGGGUUCCCAUCGAUAAGGUGGCUCAGUUAAGCCAGGAAACCCGCAAUUAUGUUGGUUGUAAACUGCUUGAGCUUACAAUAAAGGAGUUGUUUGUCUUCAGAUUCAUGCAGACUGAUCCAAACUGGAGUAAUUUCCUAUAUGAUGAUGCUACAAGGAAAUUCAAUCUGAUUGACUUUGGAGCAGCCCGUGAUUUUUCAAAACACUUUGUAGAUGAUUAUCUAAGAAUGGUAGUUGCCUGUGCAAAUAGAGAUCGGACUGGUGUCUUAGAGAUGUCCCGCAGACUCGGAUUCCUUACUGGCGAGGAACCAGAAGUCAUGCUGGAUGCUCAUGUCCAAGCAGCCUUCAUUGUUGGUGUGCCGUUCUCAAAGUCAGGCGGGCACGAUUUUCGAGCGAAUAAUAUCACACAUAGUGUUUCCAAUCUCGGGGCUACCAUGUUGAAACACAGGCUGACCCCUCCGCCGGAUGAGGUAUACAGCCUCCAUAGAAAGCUGUCAGGUGCAUUCCUUGCCUGCAUCAAGAUUGGGGCAGUUGUACCCUGCAGAGAGAUCCUGUUCCAAGUUUAUGAGCAAUACAAUUUCAGUGACCACCAUUCAGAUGUAGCAUCUAGUGCUGGAUAGUAGCGUCAAAGAAAUCUUUGUUUUUGAUGUCUUGUGUAACUGAAUAGUUCCUUGUCGGCUGCAGCUCAUUUUUCCAAGAGAGCUUGGCAGUCACCUCUCACUGGUAAUUGGGGUCAAAAGAAUGUAAAAGACCUUAUUAUGGGUUUGGAUAGUCAAUAGUGGUGGUAUUAUUUGCACAGUUUCUUAGUGGAGGAAUAAAGGCAUUGGAACAAAGUUUAUUUUUUUGUUGAGUA